Molecule: messenger RNA, 1669 nt
Organism: Topomyia yanbarensis
Lineage: Eukaryota; Metazoa; Arthropoda; Insecta; Diptera; Culicidae
Product: protein cereblon-like
Exons: 4
Coding region: 164-1492 (442 amino acids)
Source: RefSeq, a predicted model, not a curated record
CUUAAAAUUGAAUCGUUUGUGUAGCACCGGUCUUCAGUGUUUGUCUUUGUUUUGCGAAUUGGUUUGGUAUGCAAGGUUUUGUUCCGCAGCAUUUAAUUAGUUUAAGAAGAAAAAUGAAUCCUGAAAUUGUGUUGAAUUUAAAUUAAAAAAUUCAGAUUGUAGUAUGUGUUUCCGGCAGUUUUAUUCCAACAUAAGGCUGAAAUGUUUGCAGCAGCAAGACGAUGAGAGUGUAGAGCUGGUAAACCGAGUCUCGCUGAACGAUAACCAACAUGACCGCAGUCUUCAUGCUGGUUCGACAGUAAGUUCUCAGGAUGGGUUUCGAAAUCGUUUCAAAUUGACCUACAACAUACAACUUCCUUCGGAGCAUACUUACCUGGGAAGAUUAGAGCGAGUCGACAGUCUCGAGCUGUUUGAACCCGGUUCGAUUCAACACAUCCCGGUCACAGGCCAUCACUCAAUAGUUUAUCCGGGGGAAACCAUCCCGCUAAUAUUAACAAACUCGCUACUCGAUGUUGAUGGUAGACACGAAAGUAGCCGAAUAGGACUAGUUUUUUGGGAGUAUCCCUACCGACAGAGAAUUUUUGGAGUGGUGUGUCAGGUACGCGGGAAGGAUGUGCGGGACUCGAUAAUAGUACUGAAGACCGUAGCUCAGCAACGCUUCGAGCUUGUCCCUCAGCAGGAUGGGUCUUUGACCAGAUCGGUACGACGCGAAGACCGUGCCCAUUACUAUGCUCAGGUUAAAAUUCUCCCGGAAAUACUUUUACCCGAUCCUUUGACCAGUUUCUGCGCGAGUAACAUGGUCAAAAUCAGUCAUCUCAACCGGAACCGUUUGCUAGCAGCACAAUCAAGCGUUUGGCCAAAGUUUGUCUACGACCAGUACGGAUCUAAUGACAUCCUGUGUAAGGUUGGACGCUUUCUAGCGUUUCUCCAGAUAGAAUCCGUUCCAACGGCCGAUCCGGUAAUGCUGUCCUUUUGGCUCGCCAGAAAUAUUCCGCUAAGCGAUUCUGACCGAAAGGAGCUGUUCUUUUCCAACUCGGUUCUUACGAGAAUGCUGUUGGUAAAUAAUAUUUUAGAUGAUACAUGUGCAUUUUGCUGCAAAAAGUGCGAUUGUCGGAUUGCAAACUACACGGACAUGUUUGCGAUGUCCAAGCAGGGCGUCAGCAUUAGCUAUUGCAACCCAUCGGGUUUUGUGCACGAAACUCUGACCGUCUACAGGACGGUGGAGAAGACGACUCGCACCACGAGUAAACCGUCGACGGAUUUCAGUUGGUUUCCGGGUUAUUCGUGGCAGAUCGCGAUCUGCAACAGAUGCAACAAUCACAUCGGAUGGAAGUACAUCGCCACCAAGCGUAGCAACAAACCGAAAAAGUUCUACGGCCUGUGCGGCAAAAGCAUUCGGGUGGCAUCAAACCGGAAACUGCCGGACAGCGAACAGAACCCACUCGCUAAAACUGACGGCAGUAUAGUCAUAACGCAGCCUCCCGUGCAGUAACAAAUCCAGAGAGCCAACAGACUGGGCAAGGAAUAAACUAAACAAAAAACUAGAAUUCACCCACAAAAAAAAAUUUAGCAAAAAAUAAUACAUUCUAUUAUAUUCAUCAUCUUCUGCGCUUAGAAGUGCAUUUGUUUUCAAACUUGAAUUUAAAUAAAUCAUUAGCGUGAACUGUAA